AUGGGGCUCCGGGCCUGCGUGCUCCUUGCCAUCGUGACGGCCCUGCUGGCACGCAGUCAUGCCGCCAGGGUCCUCGCCGAUGGCUUCUUCGAGCACAAGACCCAGGCCGCAACUGGGCAGACAACAGGCACAUGGGCGGUCCUGUUCUACGAGUCGCUGCCCGAGGAGCCGGCUGCGCUGGGCGAGUUUGAGGCCCUGACGCAGCCCGCCCUUGAGCACCAGAUUUUCCUGGCACGGGUGGACAUCUCCACCAAUCCCCAGCUGCGCCACAGGUUCAGGGCGGUGGGUUCCCCAGCGGUGGUCCUGUUCCGGCACCAGAAGGCAAGAAUGUAUAGGUACGAAGGGACUCUGAGCCGGGACUCCUUCCUGCAUUGGGCCACGGAAGCCUACGAAGCAUCACCCGGAGCCAAGGUGCCCCAGCCGCCGCCUGCAUUCAGGCUGCUGAUGGAGCCCCUGUACAGCUACGUGGAUGGCAGGGUGGGCGCAGCGGUGGGAGUGCUCGUGGGGGCCGCGAUCCUAGUCACUCUACUGGCGGCGAGGCACGAACGGGAUCGCAAACGCAAGCCGAGGUGGAAGCAGCACUGA
Molecule: messenger RNA, 585 nt
Organism: Auxenochlorella protothecoides
Lineage: Eukaryota; Viridiplantae; Chlorophyta; Trebouxiophyceae; Chlorellales; Chlorellaceae
Product: Thioredoxin domain-containing protein
Exons: 5
Coding region: 1-585 (194 amino acids)
Source: RefSeq, a predicted model, not a curated record